Messenger RNA from Diorhabda carinulata, 3390 nucleotides. Its product is annotated as tubulin glycylase 3A-like. The transcript has 13 exons. Gene Ontology annotation, biological process: protein polyglycylation; cilium movement; cilium assembly. Gene Ontology annotation, cellular component: cilium. Lineage: Eukaryota; Metazoa; Arthropoda; Insecta; Coleoptera; Chrysomelidae. Gene Ontology annotation, molecular function: protein-glycine ligase activity, initiating. The coding region runs from base 153 to 2684 and encodes 843 amino acids. The record is from RefSeq and is a predicted model, not a curated record.
UUAAUUUGAUUAAAGUCAUUUUAUAUAAUUACAAAAGAAAUUGUUACAUUCGAAUCACGUUACCUCAACUACGGUAUUUGAUAGCUAAUGCUACAAACAUACGAAAUAUCCCGCGUCAAAUCUUCUAUUAAAAUGAAGAUAAACUGAUCACCAUGUCGCUAGGCAACAGUAGCCGAAGCGGUCAUCUGUUGCCUAGAAAAUCUAAAUCUUUGUCACACUUCAACGUCACUCACAAACGUCACAAAAUGGGAACAGAAUUAGCCGGAAAAAAAGAAAAUAUGGCGGCCGCAGAUGGAGGGGGAACACAAAAUAAAUCUGCAACUAUUCCUAGUACUCCUAAAGAUCCCAUGAAAUCAUCUUCACCAGUGCACAGAGUCACAUCAGCUGACAAUCAAAUAAAACAUAAAGAAGAUCACCCAAAUAGUCUCAGUAAUAAUCACAAAUCUAAUAGCUAUGUGGAAGGUAAAUAUCGAAUGGUAAUUACAUCAGAAAGGCUCCUAAAGCUCAGGAAAACCAUGGAAAUGGCCACCAGAGAUCACAAAGUUUUCUCAAUUAGAGGUGGUUGGCCUGUGAUUAGAAGAGAAUUGUUGAAGAGAAAUUGGUUGGAAAAAGUCGAACCGGCCGUGAAACAAAAAUUUUCUGCUAUAGACGACGUCACUAGUAAUUUACCAGCUAAACAGGAUUGGGAAUCGACCCAAUCGUACGAGGAAAAAUGCGAAAAAACGAUCAUAUCGAGAAUGCUACAAAAUUACGACGUCGAUUUUUAUUGGAGUAUGAGAAAAGAUCAAUGCGAUUUACAACACAGGGCGAACUCUUUUAAAUUACUCAAUAGAUUCAGCAGAUCGCUCUAUGCCUCUAAAGAAGGACUGGCUCUUUUGUUACAACAAUCGUAUUGGUACAACGAAAGCGGCGUUGCCAGUAUUAAUUUCCCGAGAACUUACGUAUUAGGUUUUCCAGACCAUUACAAUUUUUUCGUAGACGAUUUCAGAAUGACAGCUUGUUUGGGUCUUCUGAAAUGGUUCGAAGAAACUUACGAAAACGGCGACAAACACGAUAUUCAAUCGGCAGAAGGAAAAGUUCCUUAUGCAACUUUACAAUUCGCAAUUGACAGAUGUAACGAUUAUAUAGCCAAGCAAAAACAUUUAGAUAUAGAUAAAGAUUUGCCUCAAAUUUGGGAUCACGAAUGGGAACAAUUUUUAUCGAAUUAUUAUAACAUCGUACAUCAAGGUGGAUAUUUCAUAGAUUUUUCCGAAUCUUUAACGAACGCUUACGCUAACGUAAAAUCGACGCUGAAAGAAAUGCGACAACACUGGCCUCAAUACGGCAUCGACGGACAGAAAAACAUUUGGAUUUUGAAACCCGGCAAUAAAUGUAGAGGUAGAGGUAUCUAUUUGGUUAAAACUAUCACCGACGUUGAUAAAGUGAUGAAUUUAAAAAUGAAAUACGUCGUACAGAAAUAUAUAGAACGGCCGUUGAUUAUAUAUAAGACGAAAUUCGAUAUACGACAAUGGUUUUUGGUCACGUGUACGCAACCUCUCACGAUUUGGAUGUACAGAGACUGCUAUUUACGGUUUAGCGGACAAACUUUCAGUCUAGAUAAUUUCCACGAAUCGCUCCAUUUAACGAACCACGCGGUACAGUGCAAGUACACGAACAUGGAACAAAGAGACAAAGCCUUACCCGUAGAUAAUAUGUGGGACAGUCAUACUUUCAAGGCUUAUUUAAAACAGAUCGGAUGCGCGCAGAAAUGGAAUGAAAUAAUCUACCCAGGAAUGCAGGAAAGUAUAACUUGCGCGAUGUUGGCCAGUCAAGAUACGAUGGAUAGAAGACAGAACACGUUCGAAAUGUACGGGGCGGAUUUUAUGUUAUCCGAAGAUUUCACGCCUUGGUUAUUGGAACUGAAUUGUAGUCCGGAUCUUUCUUUUUCUACCAGUGUCACCAGCAAGCUAUGUCCUCAAGUUAUGGAAGAUAUAAUUAAAGUGGUAAUCGACAGACGGAAAGAUCCGAACGCCGAUACGGGAUUAUUCGAUUUGAUUUACAAACAAAAUUUUCCGAGAACGCCCCCCUAUUUGGGUAUGAAUCUCUCGGUGAGAGGUAGAAAAAUUUUCCGGAGUCGAUCUAAAAUAAAAGACAAAGAAAAAAUCGAAAAAGAAAAAACGUUGAUGCGUUUGAGAAAACAAGAUUUCGUGAAAACCGAAUUCAUCAGGGAUAGCCAAAUAAGAAAGAUGCUUCCGAUACCGAAAACUCUGCCGAUAAAUGUUUAUAAAGGACCGGUGAUUGCGGAUUUUAUAGAAGAUUUGCAAAAAUCGUCGAACGCCAUAGAUACCGGCGUCGAUUUUAUACCGAUCGUAAGAACCGAAUCGAAUAAGAAGAAAUACGAUUUCGGGAAAAUAAAUACGAGGGUAUUGCGAUGUUGCACGACUAAACAACAAAAAACAACGGGAAAAGCCCGAGCAAAUCGAAACGUAAAAGAAAGCAGUAGAGAGAUAAUACGAUCCUGUAAUAAUACAAGUAAUUGGACCAACUUCAAACUAACAUUAGAAGAUACUGCCAGUCUAUUAAAGGGGACCAAUCAUUUAAUUAAAAAUAAAAACGUUUUUGAUGACUUCAAUAAAAAUUCUUAUAAAAGUCUGAAUAUUAAUGUGUUCGAUCUAAAUGAGAUGCUUAAAAAUAUCGAGAAAUAGUCUGUAGUCGAUUGCAAAAUUUUCAUUCGAAAAUCAUAUCGAUAGUUAAUUAAAAUCGAUAAACAAACUUCAUCUUUUUCUAUUGACAGUAAAAACACAUACAUAUCUAGUAAGUAACGACAUACGUUCUUUUGGAUGCUUCAAUAUGACAUCAUCAUGUUGAAAACAGCUAGCGACAAAUAAUAAACUAGACAGGGUCGGUAUCAGGAACAAAAUGUCUAAAUAAAAAUUAGAAAAAUAUUAACUACUAAUUUAUUUAGGAAUAGAGGAAACUAAUAAGCGCGUUUGAAAUUAUUGGAACUAUUCCCUAUACGGGGAGAUUGCACCUUUGGGAGUAAUUUGAAAUCAAAUGUUUAAUUUGAACAACAAAAAGUUAUCCAAAAAAUAAAAUGGGAUUAAAAUUAUAAAAAUGAAAUUUUCUUAUUUCAAGCCGUAAAAUUCAUAUAUACAACGUGUUUAAUAACAAUUCAGGAGCUGUAGGUGAAACCGGAAAUUAAUCAACUCCAUCUUCAGUUACCGUUAUUAAUUUUGACUUCCGUUUCCGACUUUCCGGUUGUUCUCAGUUAUUUUCAAUAUAAUAUUUGUCUUUAAAUCAAUUGUUACGUGAAUAUUGAUAUGAUUAAUAUGGUUAACUUGUCUAAUUAUAUCUUAAAUUACGUCAUUACAUCUUGAAAAAAUUAAAUAUUUAUUUUAUUGUGCAUAUACA